Molecule: messenger RNA, 742 nt
Organism: Hypoxylon trugodes
Lineage: Eukaryota; Fungi; Ascomycota; Sordariomycetes; Xylariales; Hypoxylaceae
Exons: 2
Coding region: 127-657 (176 amino acids)
Source: RefSeq, a predicted model, not a curated record
AGUCAGUACUUACCUGGUAUCCCUCAAGAACGAUUCGUACCACAGUUACUAACUAACGUCUCCCACCCUAAGGCUUUGUUUGUGGUCCCUCAAUCUGCGGCCAUCACGGUUUUCUCAAGCAUUUUGAUGGGUUACGAUUCGGAGCCGAUUACAGACCUUAUUGAACACUACAUCUCACAAUGUGACAAGGCUCACCGUGAAACUACUUGUAACGUGAUGAUUAGUCUAUGCAGAGAGUACUUCUUUCGGCAAGACUCGGCGACGAGUAGAAAGAUAAUCAUUUCCGAAUGUGACAUCAUCAUGCUUCUCGAAGUAGCGAUUGACCUUAAGAAUCACCGCUUAUUUUCGCUAGUUUGCGAUAAUAUCAGAGUAAACCUUUCACAUCGGUUCUUCUCAAGGAUGGCGAUUUGUCUGCGGGGGUCGGGAUUUUCGAUGGCUAUGCUGGCUCGAGCUUUUGAGCGUUCCGUAUUAUCCCAGAAAACGCUUUCAGACCAAUAUACGUAUAUCUCGAAUUUCAAUGUUGCUGGCGACGAAGUAUGGAAACAACUAUGGAGACUGGUAUUCGACGUGAUGGAAAGGAUGGUCGACACCUGUUACAACACUGCACUAUAUGAACAGGAUGGAGAAACUCUCGUGCUCAUGGCCUGCGAUCGCUAGGAUGGUUCUUGGGUUUUGAAGAGGUGAGUUUUCAGCUUGACUUGGGAGGUCUCAUUGAAGCCUGACAUGAAGUAGGUUAGCUCAU